AUGGCCCCUCUCAUCACCAACAUCUACACGGCCGACCCGUCGGCGCACGUGUUCGAGGGCAAGAUCUACAUCUACCCGUCGCACGACCGCGAGACCGACAUCCAGUUCAACGACAAUGGCGACCAGUACGACAUGGCCGACUACCACGUCUUCAGCACCACGUCGCUGGACCCGGCCGCGCCCGUGGUCGACCACGGCGUCGUGCUCAAGACUGAGGACAUCCCCUGGGUGUCCAAGCAGCUGUGGGCGCCCGACGCGGCCUGCAAGGACGGCAAGUACUACCUGUACUUCCCCGCGCGCGACAAGCAGGGCAUCUUCCGCAUCGGCGUGGCCGUGGGCGACCGGCCCGAGGGGCCCUUCGUGCCGGACCCGGAGCCGAUCCGCGGCAGCUACAGCAUCGACCCGGCCACGUUUGUCGACGACGACGCCGACGGCAGCGCCUACAUGUACUUUGGCGGGUUGUGGGGCGGCCAGCUGCAGUGCUACCAGCAGGGCAACGACGUGUUCGACGCGGCCUGGCAGGGGCCCAAGGAGCCGUCGGGCGAAGGCGUGGCGGCGCUGGGGCCGCGCGUGGCCAAGCUGACCGGCGACAUGCGCCAGUUCGACGGCGAGGUGCGCGAGGUGGUGAUCCUGGCGCCGGAGACGGGGAAACCCCUCCUGGCGGACGACCACGACCGGCGCUUCUUCGAGGCGGCGUGGAUGCACAAGUACGGCGGCAAGUACUACUUCAGCUACUCGACGGGCGACACGCACUACCUGUGCUACGCCAUCGGCGACAAUCCCUACGGGCCCUUCACUUACGCGGGCCGCAUGCUGGAGCCCGUGCUCGGCUGGACGACGCACCACUCGGUCGUCGAGUUCCAGGGCCGCUGGUGGCUGUUCCACCACGACUGCGAGCUGAGCAAGGGCGUCGACCACCUGCGGUCCGUCAAGGUCAAGGAGAUCUUCUACGAUGCCGAUGGCAAGAUCGUGAGUGAGAAGCCGCAAUAA
Chaetomium strumarium is the source of this 990-nucleotide messenger RNA. RefSeq names its product glycoside hydrolase family 43 protein. Gene Ontology annotation, biological process: carbohydrate metabolic process. The record is from RefSeq and is a predicted model, not a curated record. Gene Ontology annotation, molecular function: hydrolase activity, hydrolyzing O-glycosyl compounds. Lineage: Eukaryota; Fungi; Ascomycota; Sordariomycetes; Sordariales; Chaetomiaceae. The coding region runs from base 1 to 990 and encodes 329 amino acids. The transcript has a single exon.